This is a messenger RNA of Phodopus roborovskii (desert hamster), 1291 nucleotides long. It is a transcript of the gene Tspo2, whose product is annotated as translocator protein 2. Gene Ontology annotation, molecular function: cholesterol binding. NCBI's taxonomy places the organism in Eukaryota, Metazoa, Chordata, Mammalia, Rodentia, Cricetidae. Gene Ontology annotation, cellular component: membrane; endoplasmic reticulum. The coding region runs from base 625 to 1134 and encodes 169 amino acids. The transcript is spliced from 3 exons. The record is from RefSeq and is a predicted model, not a curated record.
ACUGGGGUUAUAACUGGUGUAGCAAUCCCUGGCUCCUACUCUCAGAACAGAACACGGUUGCCAUGCAGACAAGCGUCUAUUCACCUCAGGAAACGCACUGACAGGAAAUCAAAGGAAUGGCCCCAGCUAAGUCCAGCCUGUGAACCAACCAACAAGCCUCAUAAACUUCCCCGCUCCCUCCAGGAUGCCACCAUCAGCCUUUGUGACACAUGGUCUUUGAGACACUACAGGCUUGCUAUCUGCCUGGCCAGGUGCUGCCUGUGGCGGGAGACAAAGAUCAAGCCUGGUCCUGACUUCCGGACCAUGGAGAGAAGGAAGCCUUUGACUCAGAAGCCAUUGCCCAUGUGAUGCGGAGCCGUGCUCCCCAGCGGCUGCAUGCCUGGUGAAUGUGGACAACAUAGGGCCAUGGAUGCCAGAAAAUGGCAGGGUAGCCGUGGCUGGCGAUGGUUCAGAGGUCACAACUAAAAAUGGCAGGGUAGCAGUGGCUGAACAUGAUUCAGAGGUCACAACUGGAGCUGGGCUCGAGGCAGGGGGACCCCAAGGUUUGAAGGCCCAGGAGAAGGACUAAGGAAGACUCAUCCCAGCUUGCUCUCUGCCUCCCCAGAUUGUGCCUCUCUGCGGUGAAUGCAGCCUCAAGGGUCUGUCUUUGUGGGUGUGCCCCUCCUGGGACCCAUCCUGAUUUGCAUGUUCACUCAUAAUCAGACAUCCGGUUGGUGUGAGGAAGAGGGGAAGCUGUGGUGCCCACCCCGAAAGGUCAUUUUGAUUGUAUGGGCGACCAUCUACUCUGUCAUUGGCUACUCCUCCUACCUGGUGUGGAAGGACCUGGGAGGGGGCUUCCGGUGGCCCCUAGUACUGCCCCUUGGCCUCUACACUUUCCAGCUCACCCUCAGUUGGACCUUCUUGAUGCUCUUCCUGACAGCCAACAACCCUGGGCUGGCCCUCCUGGACCUGUUGCUGCUCUAUGGGCUGGUGGCAAGCAUGGUGCUUAUCUGGCAGCCGAUCAACAAGCUGGCUGCUCUGCUCCUGCUGCCUUACCUGGCCUGGCUCACCGUGACUGGUGCCAUCACCUACCGCCUGUGGAGGGACAGCCUAUGUCCCGCAUACCAGCCUUUGCCAUCCGAGAAGAGCAACUGAGGGGCCAGGGUGUAGGAAAGGAGGGAGGACGGCAAGUGGGAGGAUUCGGUGUGGAGUGGGGCGGGGGACAUUUGAUGUGGUCACUCUCCUGGAUCUGACUUCGGAGAAAUAGAAAAGAGGGCUUGCUUUCUGACACAUAAUAAAAUCCUGCUGUUGA